AUGGCCCCCGGGGGGAUCCCUGGGGUCGUCAGGAACUGCUGGGCUGGGGCUCUAAUAGUGGCGAUAGCACUGAGAACUCACAGAGCUCAUUGCACAGAUCCUCCAGAGCAUUUCCUGCUGCAGGAGAAGUCUGAGUGUCACUACACCAACGGCAUGCAGCGGGUGAGGUAUCUGAAAAGACUGAUCUGGGGCCAGCAGGAGAUCUGUUACUAUGACAGUGACUUGGGCUUCUCGGUGGCCUGCACGGAACUGGGUCGGCCGAUCGCAGAGUAUUGGAACAGGCUGGAGUGGCUGAGCUACUUGUGGGCUUCAGUAGAGAAGUUCUGCAGUUAUAACCAUAGGAGAUUUAAGAACAUCACUGUGGGUAGGCGAGUUAAGCCCAGAGUGAAAAUUUCCACCCUGAAAGCAGAGUCUUCCCACCGCCCCAGCUUGCUGGUUUGCUCUGCGACAGGGUUUUAUCCUUCCGAGAUAGCGACCAAGUGGUUCAAAAAUGGGCAGGAGGAGACAGCUGGAGUUGUAUCCAGGGAGCUGCUACAUAAUGGAGACUGGACCUUCCAGAUCCAGGUGACGCUGGAAACAAAACCCAGGUGGGGAGAUGUCUACACCUGCCAAGUGGAGCACAUCAGCCUGCAAACGCCCAUCACCAUGCAGUGGGUGGCACAGCCUGACUCUGGCAAAAGCAAGAUGUUCAUUGGAAUUGGGGGCUUCGUACUGGGGUUGAGCUUCAUGGUGCUGGGACUCCUCGUCUACCAGAAGAAUAAGAAAGGGUGCCCGUGCUUGGACACUGCAGAAUCUCAGGCUGCUGGGAGUGACAGGGGCAGCUCUACAAACUUACUGCUCUGUGCCUAA
Molecule: messenger RNA, 849 nt
Organism: Emys orbicularis (European pond turtle)
Lineage: Eukaryota; Metazoa; Chordata; Testudines; Emydidae
Product: rano class II histocompatibility antigen, A beta chain-like
Exons: 5
Coding region: 1-849 (282 amino acids)
Biological process (GO): immune response; antigen processing and presentation
Cellular component (GO): membrane; MHC class II protein complex
Source: RefSeq, a predicted model, not a curated record